AUGGAGGCUGUGAAAAGUUUCAAUUUUUUUCUUUUUUACUCUUCCAUUAAAGCUUGUAACUUUCAAUUUACUUACUUCAAACUGAAAAAAACCCAGUUGUUGUUUCUUUUGAAUGGACUACAACCCAGAAAUUUAAUCAAAGGUGUUUUAGUGGAUCUCAGUUCGAGUGAGGAAAUGGACACAGUACAUGAAGCACUAGAUGAGGCCAAACUUGAGAUUGAAAAGCUCAGGGUAAACUACCAAGGUAAAGCUGAGUUGUGUGAGAACUUGAAAAGAGUCAAUAAUGAGUUGCUAACCAAGAAUCAGGAGGCGAAUUUGAAAGUAGAGAAGCUCAGUCAUGAAUUGUCUGGGAAAGAAGAUGAGCUUGCUGUCACUAAACAGUUGCACGAGGCAAUCGAGUCAAAACUUAGAGAAAAGGAGACUGCUGUCAGGCAUCUAAGUUCUACAAAUGAUAAGCUUCGUGCUGACAUUGCUGAGAUGGUCCGAAAGUUUGAAGAAGAGAAUAGAGGGCUGGCAUUGGCUUUAGAUGGUGCUAAUUCAACUAAUAUGGAUCAGGAACAGCAGAUUCGUUCUCUUGAACAAGAAAUUGAGGGGCUAAGGGCUUCGGCUUUACAGAAGAAAAAGUCCUUGGAAGUUGAUGAGAAGAGAGCCAAAGCAUCCAAAGAGCUGAGAAACACCAAUGAUAUGCUACUGGAGAUGGAGCAGGAAAACAGGAAGCUCACAGAUCAACUAAAAUGGAGGAAUGAACAGUUCAUUCAUCUGGAAGAGGCUCAUGGCAAGCUCAGGCAACAACUUAAAAAAUGUGAAGAAGAGAAAGAAGGGCUGGCAUUGUCUUUAGAUGGUGCUAAUUCAACUAAUGUGGAUCAAGAGCAACAGAUUCGUUCUCUCAAAAAGGAAAUUGAAGGGCUAAGGGAAUUCGUAUUGGCUUCACAAAAGAAGUCCUCAGAAGCUGAGAAGAGAGCCAAAGCAUCCAAAGAGCUGAGGCACAGUGAUGAUAUGCUUUUUGAAAUAGAGGAGGAAAACAGGAAACUUGAGGAACAACUUAAAUGGAAGAAGGAACAGUUCAGUUAUCUGGAGGAGGCUCAUGGCAAGCUCAAGCAACAGCUUAGCAAGUAUGAAGAAGAUGGUAGAGGGAUGGCAUUGGCUCUAGAUGGUGCAAAUGCAACAAAUUUGGAUCAAGAGCAACAAAUUCGUUCUCUCAAACAAGAAAUCGAGGGGCUAAGGGAAUUAGUAUCAUCUUCACAGAAAAAGUCCUCAGAAGUGGAGAAGAGAACUAAAACAUCCAAAGAACUGAGACACAAUGAUGAUAUGCUGCUCGACAUGGAGGAGGAAAUCAAGAAGCUUGCAGAUCAACUUAAAUGGAAGAAGGAAUCGUUCAGUCAUCUGGAGGAGGCUCAUGGCAGACUCAGGCAACAACAUCUAGAGGAGGAGAAAGAAUGGGCUAAGGAGAGAUCCACAUUGCUAGAUGAGAUUUCCAAACUGCAGGUGAAUUUAGAUUCUCAGCUUAGAAUCUCGAAAGAUCUUGAAAGCCGUUUGUGGAUGUGCAAUCAGGCUUUAGCUCAUGAAGAAAGCAAGAGAAAGCUACUGGAAGUUCAACUUGCUGAGUCUAAAACAACCUUUAACAGUGUCUGUGCGGAGUAUGAGGAAUCCAAGUCUAUAAUUGAGAGCCUGACAAGUCAGAGGGACAAAGAAAUUGCAACUCUAAGAGACAUAUUGGGCUCAAGGGAUACACUUCACAAGGAAAUGGAAUACCAAUUCAGGAGGGUAGAGCAAGAGAAUCAUGAAUUGAUGACAUCCCUUAAAGAACUCCAGGAAGCCAAAAUUCAAGAAGCUGGAGCUUCUUCUUCCUUGUCAAAACUCCGAAACAAGCUCAAAGGCCUGGAGCAGGUGCACAAGGACUGUUUUGGUAAUCUCAAAGCCAAAGAAGCUGAAUGGGCUUCUAAAUUGGAGAAACUAACGGGGGAGCUUGAUCUCUACAAGUCGUCUGUACAGAGCAAAGACACUUUAAUAAUUGAACUUCGAGAGGAGUUGGAGACGUGUGAAUCACUAACAUUGCAGUUAACACUACAGAAUGAGGAGACUUCCAUGAUGCUGUUAGUGUUGAAAUCUCAGUUUUUUGAGCUCCAUCAAAGAAUUGUUGAUGAUUAUGCUUCUAUGGAAUUGGAGAAGAGAGAAGGAGUUGAGAAUAUCUCUACUCUAAUCAAACAGUUGAAUACGAAGAAUGAAGCUCUUGUUAGAGUUCAGGAAGAUCUCGAAGAGGAGCGUGAAAAGGUAGCACUGCUGUCAGAAAAGAUCGAGUCCUUGAAUUCUGAAGAACAACAACAGCUUCCUUUACAAAGAGAGGUUGAUACACUAAAGGAAAUGCUGAAAGAAGCAUCAACUUCUCAAAGUCAUUUGAAGGAGCAGGUAUUGCAUACAAAGAGUGACUUGGAACAAGUUCGUGAUGCCUUGGAUAGAGCAAAUGAAGAACUAGCUGAAAGUUUCGAAGAAGGAAAUGAACUGGAAUUUGAACUGCAGGUAUGGAAAUCUGUUGCUGAAAAGUUGAAAGCCAACUUGGAAGAAAACCUUCAAAUGAGGAGACAAAUAGAAGCCUCCCUUCUUGCCCAAGCAGAUGUUGAAUUUGACCUCAAACAAGAAAGAGAAAGCCUUGAACUCGAGCUGGCAGAAAAAGAUACAAGAGUGAAUGAACUCCAGCAGCAGCUCUUCGACCAGAAAAGGGAACAGACAGCGUUGCUCAGUGAAAAUAUUGAGGACAAGAAGACUUCUCAGGAUCUUCAGAAGGAAGUGGAGUAUUUGGAGCAAGAGUGGGUGAGAAAAGAGCUUGAAGGUGCCAUUUUAGCACAAGUGGAAGCAGAAACAAAGCAUAAGAAGGAGAAAGAGAGCCUCCACCAGAUUGUUGAAGAGAAAGACCACAGAAUAUAUGAUCUUCAGAAGGAGGUGGAGUAUUUGGAGCAAGAGUGGGUGAGAAAAGAGCUUGAAGGUGCCAUUUUUGAGCACGUGGAAGCAGAAACACAGCAUAAGAAGGAGAAAGAGAGUCUCCACCAGCUUGUUGAAGAGAAAGACCACAGAAUAAAUGAUCUUCAGAAGGAUGUGGAGUAUUUGGAGCAAGAGUGGGUGAGAAAAGAGCUUGAAGGUGCCAUUUUUGAGCAUGUGGAAGCAGAAACACAGAAUAAGAAAGAGAAAGAGAGUCUCCACCAGCUUGUUGAAGAGAAAGACCACAGAAUAAAUGAUCUUCAGAAGGAGGUGGAGUAUUUGGAGCAAGAGUGGGUGAGAAAAGAGCUUGAAGGUGCCAUUUUUGCCAAAGUGGAAGCAGAAACAAAGCAUAAGAAGGAGAAAGAGAGCCUCCGCCAGAUUGUUGAAGAGAAAGACCACAGAAUAUAUGAUCUCCAGCGGCUUGUCAACUCGCUGGAAAAUGAGUUUGAAAGUUCAACUAGUUCAUUCUCAGCCAGUCUCUCGGAAAUGCAAGCAGAGGUUGAUGUGUUUCAUAAAACCUGGGAGAAGAUGAGAACAGCUGAGAUCCUAAAAGAGAUUGAAAUACAGAUGAGGAACUUGGUGAUCGUUGAAUUAGAAAAUGAAUUUUGCAAGUUGCAAAAGGAAGUGGAGCACUUGGAGAAACACGCGUCCAAUUCUGUUGGAAAAAGGACAGAGCUUGAAGAUGAGAUUGAAGCCAAAAUAUCAGAGAUAGAUGUGUUGCAGUUUAAACUUGAAAAGCAAGUAAGAAGCUCAGAUAUUGUGAUCAAGAACCUACGUAAAGAAAAAGCAAAGCUUCUUGAAGAUGUCAUGAAAUUGUCAUCAGACAAGGACAAGUUGCUUGAUACUUUCAUGGAAUUAUCAGAAAGAAUUUCCCGGAUGUCUAAGGAAGAUAUGCAGCUAGCUGGUAGUUUGGAAAGGAUGGUACAAAACUGUGACAGCAGUAUGCCGGGAACAGACUUGAAAUGGGAUAAUGAAUUCUUUGACCCUGUUAAAGAGAACAAUAGCAGACGCCCUUCCACUCCAACUUCCACUUCAACCAAGAGAUUAGAAGCUAUUCUUGAUGAAAGAUCACCAUUGAGAUCUCUCAACAAUUAGCAAGGAAAUUCAAAUAAGGAAAAGAGAAGUUAUUUUUUU
Molecule: messenger RNA, 4107 nt
Organism: Solanum tuberosum (potato)
Lineage: Eukaryota; Viridiplantae; Streptophyta; Magnoliopsida; Solanales; Solanaceae
Exons: 4
Coding region: 1-4068 (1355 amino acids)
Source: RefSeq, a predicted model, not a curated record